AUGUUGACUGCAUUCAUUUUCCCGUUCACUAAAAUCACAAUCAACGAACGUUGCGAAACUUGCCCGGGAAUAUGCGUCAGUCCGACAUCCGGCGGGGAAGACGCUGACGCGACGGGCGGUCCGUCGUCACCGCCUCCGCCCAAUCCGCCGCCCAACUCCACGUCGCUCCUCCCAUCGCCCACGCCGUCGUCGGUCGAUUUGGGCCUGCGGAAGACGAUUUCAGGAGGAUCCAACACGUCCGGAAUGGGAUCGGCCAGCGCCGGACUCCUCAAACGGGAGAGUUGCAGCAACUUGCCGCUGCCGAUGAAUUUGAUCAGUGCCAAAAACGAGCAGAAGGCCGUCGUGGCGGCGCUGGCCAACACUUUGCCCAUCAAUCAGCAACUGCCCAUGAAAUUGGCCAAGUUGGGAGCCGCUCUGGGAUCGGCCGGGCACGCCACCGGCGGCAAUAGCAAUAGCGGCGGCAGCAACAAUUCCAGUCACGGCAGUCCGCACGGCAACGUGGCCUCACCCACCGGCGGAGGCCUCGUCCAGCAGCUGCUGCCCCUUCGUCUCUCUGAGAGUUUGGAGCACAAACGGGCCAGUCCCAAGGUUCCGUCGACGGAUCCUUUCAAACCCAAACUCAGUUCGAGCAGUUUCAGCCCACCGGCCAGCAAGAGCGAAGACUUUGUUGUCGCCGGCCACAGCCGGACGGGCAGCAGUCCGGCGUCCAUUCAGAUGCUCAGCCCCAGACACCACCACUACCACCACACAACCACCGCCACAACAACAACUUCAACUGCCAGCGCCGGUGGCAACAUGCAUCCGCCAAAAGUUCCCGACAAGCCGGCCUCGCUCUUGCUGCAGCAAGCGGCCAGGGGCUCGCCGCAAUUGCCUCCGCCGCCAGGCCAUCACCAACAUCACCAAGCCCAGCCUCCGCCCAAAGUUCACGAUCCGGAGGCUAACCAAGAAAUUGUUUUCCUAUAA
Daphnia pulicaria is the source of this 963-nucleotide messenger RNA. Its product is annotated as zinc finger protein ZIC 5-like. The transcript is spliced from 3 exons. The coding region runs from base 1 to 963 and encodes 320 amino acids. The record is from RefSeq and is a predicted model, not a curated record. Lineage: Eukaryota; Metazoa; Arthropoda; Branchiopoda; Diplostraca; Daphniidae.